Messenger RNA from Porites lobata, 6355 nucleotides. Lineage: Eukaryota; Metazoa; Cnidaria; Anthozoa; Scleractinia; Poritidae. The record is from the annotation of a GenBank genome assembly.
UCAGUACCAAUCCAGUCUUCAGAAUCCAGUAAUAUAGCUUCCGCGUUCUCUCUGUUUAAGGAUUAUUUCGACAAGAAGUUGGGCGCCUUGAAGCGCGAUAUUCAAGACGAGUUGUGCAGUAAUACCGAUUCUGUAGCCAAAAAGUUCAAAGAAGAAUACAAGAUCACAUUUAGAUUCGAAGGUAAUAAGAAACAGUUUCAAUUCAACUCCGACCUUGCAGCGAAGGUAAAGUCGGCGUCAGCUGCCCUCGGAAAGAGAAAAUUAGACCUUGUUAAAACUCAUGAUCACGUGGAAGAACUAGAAUCUGACAUCAAGAAGCGCAUUAAACGUAUCAGACUGAAAGACAAGUCCGCCGCCGGUUGGGAUUUGGUGAACGAGUAUUUAUCUGACGAACUGGCUAGCGGGUCAGAGGUCGAGCAGAGGGCCCUUCGUAAACGCAGCCAACGCCAACAGAAAGUGAAGCCAUCCAAGCAAGGUUAUUCACAACUCCAAUCAUCUACCGCAACCACUGCGUUUUUUGGCCAACAUUAAUCAUCCUCCAGACCUAUUUCUUGUACUCUUGGCGCUUUCAGCAAACCAAGACCAAGUGAUAUUUGUUUCGCCUGCGGCCAGCAAAGUCAUUGGAGGUCUCUGUGUCCAGUUAAUCCUCAAGCCAGAUCUUCAAGCUCCGGGCCGUCCUUUCCUAGUUCUUUUGGUCUUUCGGGCACUGGAGUUAAAUAGGACCACAGAACUGUCUCGAUACAGUCUUUAGGCAAGAAGAGGCUUAUUCUGGACUUACGUCAUGUCAAUCAUUUCAUUUGGAAACAGAAGUUUGGGUGUGAAGAUUGGAGAGUUUUAUUAUCAUAUGUUAAUAAGGGCGAUUACCUUUUCAGUUUCGAUCUCAAGUCUGGGUAUCACCAUAUCGAUAUUUUUCCGGAUCACCAAACUUUUCUGGGUUCUCCUGGUUUUUUUCUGGUGCCGUUCGGUAUUUUUGUUUUGCAUCACUUCCGUUCGGUCUUAGCUCAGCUCCAUACGUCUUCACCAAGUGUCUUAGAGCACUCGUUAAGUGUUGGAGGUCUAAAGGGAUUAAAAUUGUUGUGUACCUCGACGAUGGGUGCGGAAAAGGGGAUUCACUGCCUAUGGCCAAGGAAAAUUCAUUGUUUGUGCAAUCAUCCUUAAGCAGUGCAGGGUUUGUUGCCAACUCCGCCAAAUCACUAUGGAGCCCCACCCUUUUGCUUGUUUGGUUGGGUUUAAACUGGGACUUAGUUACCGGUACCAUUUCUAUUACCGACAGACGUAUUUCCGAAUUUAUCGUUCUGAUUGACAAAUUUCUUCUAUCCGCACCUUAUGUUACGGCUCGGGAUUGUGCCGUUAUCGCAGGUCAUGUUAUGUCCAUCAGGGGCACCCAAAGGCAAUUUUCGGGAAAAUAUCUGUUCGGAAGACGAUUUGAGAUCUAGAAUUUUCGGAUCAUUUGUUGUAAAAUUUCUUGCUUGCCUGCCUCUCCUAGGAUUUUCGAACAUCUACAAAAUGGUAUAAUUACUCAUUUUUAACGGAUUUUGGAACUAAAAAAGGCCACCUAUAAAUUUUCGGGAGCCUUUUCCUGGCUGAAAUUUUCGAGAAGGUAAGUUUUUAUCCCUAUAAUUUUCGGAUCACUAGAUUUUCAGCUAGGAGAUCCGAACAGAUGAAAAGUUUUUAGGGGAUAAAAAUAUGCCUAUAUCUACCGUUUGAAUGCUAAAAUACGUUCAACAAUGCUAUGUUAAGUGGUUUUGAACUAUAUCCUCGUUGGGUGCCCCUGGUCCAUGUAGCCAGUUUUGGGUAACCUGACUCGUCUCAAAACCCGUUUUCUUUACGAGGUCAUAGAAUCCCGCCAUAGUUGGGAUUCCCGUUUUAAUAUCGGGCUUCAUAAUGAUUGCCUCUCUGAAAUAUUUUUCUGGAAAAACAAUAUCGUUAGUCUUAAUAAGAGACCUAUUUUGCCUUAUUAUCCUCCCCUUUUGUUUAACUAUACGGACGCUAGCAACGGGGCUUUUGUUGUGGGCACUAAUGUGGUGUCCCAUCGUAUGUGGACUGCUGGUGAAGCAGCUAAGAGCUCUACCUGAAGAGAACUUAAGGCUACACAAUUUGCCUUAAGUGCAUUCAAAGCCUUGGUUCUGGGUAAGAGUGUAAAGUAGCAUUCUGACAGCCAAAGGGACCGUUCGUGCUGUGGAGAUAGGGAGCCCUAGUGCAGGAUUGCAUUAUAUUGCGCUUGAUAUUUCUAUUUUUGUCAAACUUACAAUAUUACACUUAUUCCCCAGUGGGUUCCCAGGGAACGUAAUGCUUGUGCUGAUGCGAUUAGCCACAUUUUAGACUUCGAUGACUGGUAUACAACCGCCGAGUUCUUCGCACACUUGGACCGCCUUUGGGGCCAACAUACAGUCGACAGGUUUGCGAAUGCUGCCAACGCCCAUCUUCCCAGAUUUAAUUCUAGGUUUCGCGUACCCGGCACUGAAGCUGUUGACGCAUUUUCAAUCUCGUGGAAUGGAGAGAAUAAUUGACUAUUCCCUCCCGUCCACUGCAUUACUGGGGCAGUUCAGCAUCUCCUUUUAUGCGGUGCGGUUGGUACUUGAGUCGUCCCUUAUUGGCCGUCUAAUGUGUUUUGGCCUUUCUUGUUCGCGAAUGCAAUUCAAUUCCAACCGUACGUCCCCGCGUACAUUAAUUUUCCCGACCCCGCAGGGAUUUUUUCCCUCGGGCGUUACAAAGAUUCACUCAUUGGUUCAGACAGGUUUAACAGCGCGGUCCUGGCAGUCAGAACUGGCGCCAAGGGGCUUUAGUUCUUUCACGCCGAGUGGCUUUAUGUUGACCCACGCGUUUUUCAUUUCGCUCGUCAGUUCAUUUGUUCUUGUUUCGCAUGAAACUAGCUCGCCGAGUGGCUUGUUUACCUUUGUUUUUGAGUUGGCCCAUAUAGCUUAAAUAGUUUUACAUCCGGUUAGCGGCAUUAUCAAGCGUCCAUUUUUUUUAUCUGUAUCAGGGCGUAAUAAGCUAGGGCGUUGAAACGAGCCGUGUCGAGCGAUCUAGCUGUGAUGCAAGGGUCUGGGUACUACCAAAGAGACAAAACAAGAUGUCAGACAUUAUGCUGGACCGUCAUAGAGAUUAUCCAGCGAAAGUUAGCCAUUAUCCCGUGGCAUUCAUUUGCUGCAAGCAAUAGCGAAGGAACAAGUUAUUUUUUUCUCACGUUCGUUUUCUGUUUUGUUCAAUUUUUCGCCCGCGAACAAAUAUCUGUAUUCAAUAUAGUUCCACCUUCGUGACCUGUAUCAAAAUUUCGUGACUUGGUAAGAAAAUGGCAUCACAACUCAGAUGAUAGCACUGACAUCAUUUUUAGACUAAUAUUAUCGGUUCUCUGCUUCAGUUUGAUAUCAAGUUGUGUCAUUCAUCAUCUGCUAUGGCAUUUAUUUUUUGCUGCCCAGUUUCAAGGCCAGAUGAUCAUGAUUUUUUUUUUACUAUUAAAGUUUGGAUUUGUUGGUGCACAUCAGUAUUCUUCUCUAAACACCUUAUUGAGCUAUCUCUAAUGUUGAGCAUUGGACAGAUUGUGAAAACUAAAGUCUGGGUAAAUUGAAAAUAUAAUUAAAUCAUCAUUAUUUUUUAUCUUGUACACUAAUACGACAGUGCAAUGAAGAAUAAGUAUGUGAAAAAAAAUAUAAUUCACUGCCCUUGAAAAACUAACAAAGGGGUCGCACGAACACAAAUAAGUAGCCCAGCAAAUAUUUUUGUUUGAUAAUAACAGCUUUCUGUGAUGAAAUGGUCACUGAAAACUACCCAUGCAAAACAGACUAAGGAGCUUAAAAGAAACUAAACAUUCACUAGUCUUACAUUGCAACCAGACAUUGCCAUAUAUAUAUAUCUUACAGAUACAACAUAAAACAUUUAUAUAACAUACAAAUUCUAAAGUAUAUUGCAAACAAGAAAAUUAUACAGAAUUAUGCACAAAUGAAAUACAAAUGGCCUGUAACAGUUAUUUAACCAUUGAAAAGCAAACUUUUUCGUGUGACCAGCAACCCUAGCACACUUGUAUAGUUCAUGUCCAGUAUUAUUCAAUUUCAUUCUUGGUUAAGUUUAUUACCUGCAGCCAGGCUUAAUCAAACUUGAUUCAAAAAAAUACUUUCCUGUUUCCUUGUCUACAAUAUAUAAUAUUAAGAGAGAGGAUAUAAUGCUAGAAAUAUUAUACAGUAGUACAAUCAAAAGAUAAGGCACCACCAGGAAAUCGAGUUGGUCCCUACUAUUCUUCAGUCAUUUUCUUUUACUCUCUAUAAGAGUUACACUUGUCCAUUAAUGGAGACAUUUUGUGCCAGUUCCAAUGGUUUCCAUCUGAGAGCUGACUGUAGUUUGUGCAACACCAGACGUAAGCCUCUGACGAUAAAAAUACAAUGUUACACAGUAGCUAGUCUUAAUUUAUUCUGCUUGCAAUCAAAUUAAAAGCUCGAGCUUCAUGUUCAUCCUCAUAUUCACGGUUAUAUGAACUCGCUUAUCUUUCAAUGUGUGUUCUAGUAGUCUUUUCAGGCCGGGCAGUCACUGUUGUCCUGAAAAAUCAUAAUAACAAACACAUUCUAUGAUUUAAUUUUACAGUGGAAUCUUUUUGGGGAUUUGAAAGCAUUCUGGUUCUGUGCAAUACAAGCUUUAAAUUUUAUACCGCAGUGAAGCAGAAUUUGUUGUUGUUUAAUAUAUGUAGACUGUCACGCCAGAUCAUUCGAAUGCAAUUUUCUAGUAGAACUUUAAAAAUAGUCAGAAUCUUCUUGGAUCGCGGCUCUGUAACCAAAAAAACAUUUAUUUACCACCUUAGUGUAUAUUAAAAAGAGAAAAAUCGCUAAAUUAGGCAACUGAAAUCUUUUAUUUUACUAACAAGCUAAACGCGUACAAAACAAAACCCUUGCUAUCGCCAUUAGGAAGUCGUCACUUCAGAAGUAAAACAGCCUUAAAGGUUCAUAAAAGUUUCCUCUAAAAAUUUGCAUGCACAAACAAACUUUAUAAAACCAUUACAUAUUUUUUUUUGUAGCCGUUUAUUAUCAUUUGGUUUUGACUGGCAAGAUAAAACGCGACCUUCAACCUGUAAUAUUCGAUAUGCCAUAUUGACACUACAUAAACAUAAAAGGCGAAAAAACACCUUAACUUAUAAUUAUAAGACUAACUAUAAAAUAUCCCCUUAAUAUUUUCUGUAUAUUGCAUAGAAAUACGCCAAAUAUCAAAUCUAAUUAUAGAUUGCAGGGAUCUAAAGGUAUAAAGCAAUAAAAGCGACCUACCUUCAGCUAUACGGGGCCAUUUUUCUUCCCCUGACAGCCGAUCGAGAGCGCAAAGGCCAACUAGUUCUAGUCCUACUCCGCAUCACAGCUGAACCAGAGAGUGCGUAUGAGCGUUUCAACGCCCUAGCUUAUUACACCCUGAUCUGUAUUGACUUCCAGUAGGUGUAUGGAAGAAUUUUGCCAUUUAUUUUUGUUUUUAUCCUCGUAGAAGUUCUCAAAGAUGCCUUGCGGACUAAUUUUCAACAAGUUGAAGACUGGUGACUCCAGGCACUGGUUCAAGAUCUCCCCGCAGUUCUUCUUAAAUCCAAAGCCGACAGUGCCGCGAGGAAGUACGAAAAGGUCUUCAAUGCUUCGAGAAAAUGGGCUUCUCAGUUUAAAGAAAUUGUCAUAUUUCCCGCUUCUAGUGUACACGUUUCAUUGUUUUUUCUCAGCUUGAUUCAAGAAUCUGCUUCUUGCAGUACUAUUGAAAAAGUCCAUUAUGGGCUCAAGUGGGUGCUUGAUUUGGCAGGUCUAUCCGACCCCUGUAGUUCCUCGUUAGUUUUACCUUUAAAAGAAUCUGCUAAGAGGCUUCUCAGUAUCCCCGUUAAAAAGAAAGAGCCUGAGACCCCCCAGGCUAUGUAGCUUUUAUUUGCUAAGUAUGGAUCGUCUUCAGCUAGUUUGUCUGAUUUACGAGUUCUUCCUUUGUGCGUUUUAGGUUAUGCAGGGUUUUUUCGUUUAACGAGUUGGUCCAGUUACGCAGGUGUGAUUGUCAGUUUGAAGAUUCUUUUAUGAGGAUCUUUGUUCAUCGAAGUAAGACUGACUUUUACAGGGAUGGGGGUUGGGUUGUUGUCGCUAAAACUUUCAAGCAUACAUGUCCUUAUUUAUUAGUUCAACGAUAUUUUGUGUCUGCUUCUUUUUCAGCAGACAUCAAAGAGUUCAUUUUUCGCCCUCUUGUUUUCCUUCGCGGUACCGGAGCUUACAAAAUGCGCGGGUCUGUUUCUUUGUCUUAUACUAGAGCGCGGGAGAUAGUGCUUAGCGCUUUCAAUUCCAUCGGCCUUCCCAAGCAAGACUACGGUCUCCAUAGCCUUAGGUCUGGAAGUGCCUCCGGUGCUGCUAAUGCCGGAUGCCUA